AUGAAACAAUCGUCAUGUAUAAUGUUACCUAGACUAAUGCGUCGGUCGCUUUCCACGUCAUCAUAUCUACGAAAUAUCUCAUCAUCAACUACUUCAUUUGCACCCAACUAUGCAUUUCACAACUCAUUUCCAGAUACUUCUGGUAAAGAAGUAUUUUUAAAGACUAUAGCCGAAGCAGAUGACGAAACACAAGUGGUUAAAGUAUCUCAGAUUAUUGACCAUCCAACAACUACAACUACAGCCUCGAUCUCAAAACUCAAAUCACCAAAACCAAGAAAUAUUAUAAGUAUAGCUGAUUACUUUUCAGGUAACUCACAUCAUUUGCAUCAUGUAUUCUAUUCGAACCUAAUACAUGCAAAGACCAAAAAGGCAGCCAAAGUUGAGAACAAAAUGUUUAUUGAUUUAAGGAUUAUGAAGUUGACCAGUGGAGCUGGAGGUAAUGGAGCAGUUUCAUUUUUCCGUGAUAAUCUAACUACUUCUGGUCCUCCUGAUGGUGGUGACGGUGGAAGCGGGGGAAACAUCUAUAUCAAUGUUGUCGAUCGUAAUUUGAAUUCACUACAUUAUUUACAAAAGAGAUAUGUUGCCAAACUGGGUUCACCUGGUAAAGGAGGACAAUUGGAUGGUAAGAAUGGAGACGAUGUAAUUAUUGAUAUACCAUUGGGUACUGUUAUUCGCUGGAUUCCUGAUCCAACGAUAUUCAAGAAGCACGUGUCCAAAAAGGAAGGAGAUUCAUUAGAUGACGUGUAUAUGGAACUUGAAUUGGAUAUGAAUUAUGGUAAAGAUAAUAUUCAAUUGAAACGUCAUGCGUAUAAACCAGGUGAAGGAUGGAUUUUCAAAGAGCAUGAUGAGGAGUAUUACCAACUGCGAGAUUUUUUCCAAGAAUUGAAUGACAAAGUGACUAAGUAUGAUGAAGAAAUCGAAUUCGAAGAACAACAACAAGACCAAUUCCCUAUACUUGGUAUGGAUUGUGAUAAAGUCACGAAAAAGCCUUUGUUGCUUUUGCAUGGAGGUAAAGGAGGAUUGGGAAAUAUGCAUUUCUUAACUUCAAAUGUGCGUAAUCCACGAUUUUGUAAAAUUGGUCGGCCGGGAAUUACAGCUCAUUUCCUUCUUGAACUAAAGCUUAUAGCAGACUUAGGACUUGUUGGGUUACCAAAUGCUGGUAAGUCAAGUUUGCUACGUGCUAUAUCACGAGCCAAACCUAGAGUUGGACAUUGGGAAUUUACAACAUUACAACCAACUAUAGGUACAAUCCAACAUCGAAUUGACUCUGAUCCUUUUACAGUUGCUGAUAUUCCAGGGAUAAUUAAAGGUGCAUCGGAGAAUAAAGGUAUGGGAUUAGAUUUUCUUCGUCAUAUUGAACGAUCAGGUGGGUUGGUAUUUGUUGUUUCGUUAGAAUCUAAUGAUCCAGUUGAAGAUUUACAAAUUUUGAUUGAUGAAGUGGGUGAUAAACGAAUGAAGGAUAAGAAGGUAUUGGUUGUUGCCACGAAGGCUGAUUUGAGUAAUGAAGGUGAAAAUUAUCAAACUUUGAGACUGUUUAUAGAGGCUAGACACGGGUCAUGGAAGAUUGUUCCUGUUUGUGCACCUAAAGGAGAAAAUAUUGAUCGAUGUUUAGAGUUGAUGAGUGAAGUUGCUCGCAAGUGA
This is a messenger RNA of Lodderomyces orthopsilosis Co 90-125, 1641 nucleotides long. It is a transcript of the gene MTG2, whose product is annotated as putative GTPase. The transcript has a single exon. The record is from RefSeq and is a predicted model, not a curated record. Lineage: Eukaryota; Fungi; Ascomycota; Pichiomycetes; Serinales; Debaryomycetaceae. The coding region runs from base 1 to 1641 and encodes 546 amino acids. Gene Ontology annotation, molecular function: GTP binding; GTPase activity. Gene Ontology annotation, cellular component: mitochondrion.